UAUAUCCGACAUUAUCGCAUCAUUUCGAAUUUUCACAAAGAAAAAUUCUUGCAAUUUGUUGUUUAUUUUUACACGAAUAGUUUCUAUCACGAGUUGCCAUUUCCUGCUCGUGUUCGGUAUCGCACCGGAUUCGGCAACGUCAUUUAGAGUCGUACUCCGCAUUCUUCGUCGUUUACCUCUUAUCAAUGAUUAAGGAUGCAGGUAAAAAGUUUCCGGAUUUCAUUGUUAUAGAUUCAACGAUCGAUUAUCGUGCCCAAUAAUCGUGUAUCGUGACUGAAUUUUUUGAGAAGAAAUUUUUCGUCAAGUCCAGUUUUUAGAAUGCAGAGAAAUAGUUUAUCACAGUGUUAUAAAAUACUCGACAUUUCUUCAUAAACUUGUAGGAUCUAGAUAUCAUACGUACGUGCGUGGUUGAGUAUAUUUAGAUACGUAGAGAAUAUUGCUCCUCUCAUUUUUACGCUGCCACUGUGCCAACGUUUUUGUCUCUCGCGUUAGACAUCUUUUUCGAUGCUGCACGAUUUUGAAAUUUACCUUCGCUAUAAUUCAUGCCUGCCGCGGUCGGAACGAAACGUAAAGGAAUGAAAAGAGUCAUGGACAAAGUCGAUCGAUCUUUUUUCUCUUUUUUCUACGAGAUGUAUCAUUCACGUGGGAAUAUUUACGUGGGACUCCUUUGGAUUUCUUUCUCCUGAACGAGAAUCACGAAAACGCUGGUUAUGGGAAAACCAGUGUUUGCGAAGCUGGUCAAACAUCGUAAGUAAAUGAGAACCAACUUGAACAGAAUAAAAUAUGCUAUAAGAGUAUCCAGACAGUCGCUCUUCUUCGACGUGAUUAGAUUAUAAGUUUGCAAGGAAAGAGGAAAGUGAUCGUCGCAACUAUAUAUAGAACUUAACCGAUAUUUAUUAACAAUUUCGUGCCAGUUUUCUUCAGUAUUAUUACACACGCUUCCCAAGUCUGACUUUUUCGUCUUUUCUAACGGAAUUUAAAUGUAUAAUUUCCGUAAGAAGAUAGCAAGUGCUACCCGUAGUCAUUGAUUAAUCGGCGGUUUAAAAACUUGAUAGAUAUUAUCGUAUUAUUAUCGCAAAUUUGCCAAAUACUCCGAGUACCGGAUUUGAUAAAAUUUUACCAAACACUACAAAUCUCCGGAUACUCGUGUGCGACAGUGUACAGUAAGCGACACUUAAACUUUGAUCGCGCGAAGAUGCUACAGAGCGGAGUAUCAGAAUUGGAAGAGUCGCUGACUCUGACGUAUCGUCAGAAACGACCGUUUCGAUCCACGCCAUUGCGAUCGAUUUCUAUGUAACUUUGUUGUGCUUUGGUGGACGCAACGGUCUAGGCAACUAUCGCAUCGGAAGAAGAGGAGGACGCGGAUUAAUCGAGCGUAUCUGAUGCGAUUCGAUCGACCAACCGUCAAUUUCCUGACAAGACGCGUAACGUGCUUCGCUAUCUUCGACGUUCCGCUCUCGUAUGAUCGAGCAAUUUCAUACAUCACUAUCUAGUUUAAUUUAGAUGGACGUAGGUACGUUCAGACUUGGAAAUCGGGAAGGUAGAAUCAGUCGCGUGACAGCCGCGAACGAGUGAGUAAUAGUCGUGAUAUUAAUCGACCGUCGACGAACUUUGUCGUGUACGAGACAAUUCUCUGGUGCGUGGGCAAAGGGAUAUCAGCUAGAUUUUGGCCGACAGGAUAAAAAAUUAUUAACGAAGGAGGUGACCAUGCUUCGGUUCAGACGGGAAUUUUGUGCGACCUUGCUGCUACUGUGCGUCUCAAGAAGCACGUGCCUCUCCGCGUCUUUGGCAGACGCUGAACCUGUUUUGAUACGACCGCUCAAAGUCUACGAGAGUUUGAUCAAGGGUGUUCACGAUCACUUCAACAACACCUGCAUCAUACUUUUUCACGGCACGAUGAACGUGAUAGAGAAGAAAGGAUUGGAAGAUAUGGAAGGACUGUUGGCGCUCCAAAGGUACUUAAGUGGAUCUCUGAACAUCCGGACUGUGAUUAUGGAUUUUAGCAUGUUCAAGGAUCGAGUAGGAAAGACUUAUCAUCACAUCAAAAGGCCGUUGUUCGUGUUAUUAAACGACCUCGACGAGAUCAGGGAGCAAUUCAUUUCGGUUUCCAAAUGGAUCACGAUGUCUUAUCCGACGUGGUUGCUGUUCCUGAGGGACGGCACUAGAUUCGACGAAUUUUUGUCGAACGUCUACGUACCAUUUGACUGCAUUCUGAUGGUGACUCAGAGAGAUUCGAAGGGAACAGGUGAGAUUGUCCGGGACGUGUACCAAAUCAGCAAGGAGGAUAAUCUGAGAUCGAUGAAGUUUGGCGAGUGGAAUGCGAGAGAAGGAUUCCAGGGACCUCAGCUUGGAUUAUAUCAACGUAGAAACGAUCUAAAUGGACGCAACAUACGAGUGGUUUCCGUUCACGAUCCUCCAGUUUCGCGGAUCAUUCGCAAUAAAGCUGGUCAGCCUUCUAGGAUCGGCGGUUUCUUCGGUGAAGUGAUUCAACUGCUGCAAGAAGGAAUGAAUUGCACGUUUACCUAUAUGGAGGCUAGCUCAUGGGGUACCCGAUUACCAAACGGCACGUGGACAGGUUCGAUCAGAAUGUUGGUAGAAGACAAGGCAGAUCUCGCGGCAACCGAGCUGAUGAUGUCGUCCGACAGAUUGGAGGCCAUUAAAUUUACCACUCCCGUCUACUCGACCAAAUGCCGCGCAUACAUCAGGAGACCGGACACAACAGCAGUGAAAUGGAACACGUACUUGGCACCAUUUGCAUUCAACGUUUGGAACGCAAUCGGUCUGACCGUCGUGGUAGUGGCGCUGACGAUCACCGGGAUCGAUGUUCUCUCGAGAAAAGUGAAUUGGUUUCCGGUUGAUCUCAGGCCCAAUUCCAGGUCCACCUUAUCCGAGAUUCUCUUCUACGUAUUUGGUGCGUUCUGCGGACAGGGCAUGGAACCGUCUCCUUUGGAUCCCACGCGACUGGUGCAUCUGAACGUUCACUUGACAGGCGUGGUGGUGCUUGCAGCUUAUUCGGCAGCGCUAAUCAGCUUCUUGGCCAUAAAGACGUUCGUGAUGCCAUUUACCACGAUGGAGGGUUUGCUGAAAGAUGGUACCUAUCGAUUUGCCGUGGUUGGUGAUUCGGCCGAUUACAGUUUCUUCCAGAACACCAGUGACACCGUGCUCACGGUCAUGUUCGAGGAGCUGUUGGCCAGGGAACUUGAUCUGCCGGUAAACUAUUUCGACGGCUUGAAUCGUGUUUGUCAGGAGAAGAAAUACGCUUUCAUGACGCUGGAUAAUAUGGCCACCGUGCUGCAAGGGAAAGUCGAGUGCGCGGUAGAACCUCUGGAUGCGAUAAUGCAGACUACGAUAGCCAUGGCAGUCCCGAGUCACAGUCCUUAUCGUGGCAUUAUCGACACCAACAUUCUUCUGCUACGGGAUAGCGGCAUCCUUCAGCGGCUGUUGAAGCUCGAAUGGUCUAGCCAAAUGCGUUGGGCAAAAUCUGGUUGGUCUUCGGUAGAACUGGAAGACGCAGUGCCUCUACUUCUCUUUUUGAUCUCGUCUUAUCUAGUCACCUGUUUGGUGUUAUUAGUCGAACGAAUAGUGUCCCGCAAUCGAGAGCAACGAUCUCGCGGCGAUCAACGGUUUACGGGAAAUUAGUCAGGCGGAUAUUUGUCGGAUUAUGCGCGAAUCGUCCUCUCGUGCCGACGCGUUAUCAAAUUAGUACGUAAAUAUAAACAAAGCCACAGUUGUGCGCGUUUCCCCGGAGCGAUCGGAUAAGAUCGAAUAGAAGACAGUUUCUGAAAAGAAAUUCUGAGAAUAUUUUGUAGAAAAUCGGCAUAGAUGGCUCACGUGGGACAAAACGCGCGCUUCUUAAAAACGAAGAUCCCGACUAAGGAAACUGUGCCAUCGAGUGAAAAGGAAAAUGUGGCAACCGGUAAAAAGAAACCAUCGAUCUCGCGCGAUACGCGCCACGCUUUAGGCUCGAACGAAGAACGAAGAAAGGGAA
Molecule: messenger RNA, 3988 nt
Organism: Bombus impatiens (common eastern bumble bee)
Lineage: Eukaryota; Metazoa; Arthropoda; Insecta; Hymenoptera; Apidae
Product: glutamate receptor U1-like
Exons: 12
Coding region: 1708-3639 (643 amino acids)
Cellular component (GO): membrane
Molecular function (GO): glutamate-gated receptor activity
Source: RefSeq, a predicted model, not a curated record